CCUGAAAAUCCUCAUUUAACAUGCGUUUAGCGAUAAUACUCGCCAAAAUGCAUUCAAGUGCUGAUAAACUUAGAAGUGCCGGCCGUCAACGGACCUAUCAGCCGAAUAAGCACUCUGACAAUCCCGAGAAUGCGAACAGACCGUGAAGCAAACAAACUAGCUAAUGCCACCCUGUAAGGGGAAUCAAGAUCGCAUGUGAUGCGUCCAGUCAGCGUGUUUCUUUCUUUGCUCAACAUAUGAUUGCACAGGAAUAUCCUGGGUUGGACAAUAGUUUCACAGCAAGGGCGAACCGAUCAAAAGUGUCAUUGUCCAUAUAUUCGGACCCUUCCUCGGUUCUGUUUCUAUCCGGGCUUGAUAUUUAUCAGUAUCGAUAUGCAAUUUUCUGCACUUAUCCUUCUUCUAGUCUCGUCGCUGAGCGUUACAGCUGCGCUGCCGAUACCCGGGACCAGUGACGAUUAUGAAAAUGAUCGUUCCGUGAUAACCCCUUCCGGAUGGAGAUUUUUCUCUAAAACUAGCGUCUGGACAGCCUCUGAUCACGAACUAGGUUCAGGACAUCUAGCAACCAUCAAUAUCCCACCAGCAAUCGACAACCCAUGCCACCAUAAAGGCCCUCUACGAUGUCCCCCACUGACUCCGAACCCAGUGAUGAGCAUCCCGCAUCGCAAAAACUGCGCCAAACAAUAUGACGGAUUCCCCGUUACCCAAGGCACGUUUGAUUCGCUGUGGAACGUCGAGAGGAUUCUGACGCCGGUGGGAAUACUGGUCGUAAUGAUAUGGCUGGGGUUUGUGGCGGUUGGACUUGUUGCUGUGGUGGAUUAUGUGUGGGUACGAUGGGGGAGAGGAUAUAGUGGUUAUCCAGGUGUUGUUUCUGAAGGUGGGGAUGAUGAAGAGAAAGCAGAAACUAAUUGAGCUGUCCCAUGGUACGAAAUAUGAAAGGAUGGUCUCUUUUUUUUUAUAUUUUAUUUGAUGCCAUGUGAUCGUAAAUGGCUUAUCUACUUGAAAGACAGCUGUCUAUCCUUCACUUUCUACUCUCGUUCAGACGGCCAUCCAC
Molecule: messenger RNA, 1051 nt
Organism: Aspergillus ruber CBS 135680
Lineage: Eukaryota; Fungi; Ascomycota; Eurotiomycetes; Eurotiales; Aspergillaceae
Exons: 2
Source: RefSeq, a predicted model, not a curated record